This is a messenger RNA of Durio zibethinus, 1589 nucleotides long. The record is from RefSeq and is a predicted model, not a curated record. Lineage: Eukaryota; Viridiplantae; Streptophyta; Magnoliopsida; Malvales; Malvaceae.
GCAGUAGCAUGGUUAAGGUUGAUGGGUAUGGUAAAGUAAUUGUCAAAUGGUUGCUUGAUGAAAUAUCCCAAAGUGAAAAGGAGGCUGAUAGGUCCUUGAUGCAUCUAUAUCUUUUACAAGUAAUGCCAUUUUGGAAACGUCGUGACAAUGUCUCAGCAUCUUAUAACAAUUGAGAUCUUAGGGUCUUGCUGAUCUGUUUCUUUACCUUGAUUUUAUUGCUAAAUGUGCUUGCUCACAUACUCAACUGUCACAGGUUCAAUAUUGCAAAGGAGUUGCUUUAAAGCUGAAGGACAUAUAGGGCUUAUUGGUAUAUUAGUCUGGAUGAGGUUCAUCAUAUGCAGGCAUCUUACAUGCAACAGGAACUAUAAUAAAACGUUUUUGAACCAGCUAAAUGACCGAGAGAUUGUGAGGCUAAUAAUGGCAUUUGUUGGUCGCGGAGGUCAAGGUGAUGCUGGGCAGAGAAUUUGUGAUGAAAUACUAAUGAUUCAGGUACGUCAAAUUUGUCUUACAGAAAUGGCUUGUGCAUCGACUUGCAAAACUAAUUCUGCUGCUUGUACAUUAGAGAAAUAUUGAUUGCAAAAGCGGAUAAACAUACCAGAUUCAUAUGUAAUUAGCUUUUGUUUCUAAGUUCCUCUUAUCAAAGUUUUAGGAGGCUAAAGACAAAAAAAAAAAAAUUGCAAUAACCUCUACAGGUUACAGGUUACAGGUUACAGGUUAUGCAAGCAAGCAAGCAAAUAUGAAUAUACUUUAAGCCGUUUAUCAUUUUUCGUUCUAACUCAAAUGGUGAAGACUUUGAGGGAUCUGCAGGGGCCGGGCUUUAUGAUAGGUUUGUUCUGAACUGAAUGUUGGACUAUGCUUUGCAAAGAACAAAAGGAUUAUAAAGUUGAUUCUUUGUAUUCAUGGACUGGCAUGUUCAAUAUUGGAGAAUUACCUCCUUAGGUCUUACAUCCAGAGGAUUUUCCAAACAAAGUUAUUCUAGCCAACAAACCAAUCCAUCAUGUUAGCGAAAGGGGUGAUCUUGAUUGUAUAUUAUUGAUUAGGGAUCCAUUUGGAUAUAUGCUUGGAUGAAAACGCAGCGGUGGCAGGAAGCUUAUCAAAUUUUCCUUGACCUAGGCUUUGUUAUGCUUUUGCUUCACAUGUUUUCUUUCAAAAAAAAAAAGUGCCUUCUAAUUCGCAUUUCUUAGAUAUCUCAGUGUACUUAUGGAUGAUGAGGAAAGCCCGGUUUUGGAUUACUCUAGCAAUCCAAUGACAGUUGACAAAGCUUUCCAGACUUGGGAAAAUUAUAGAAACCCUUAUGGUUGUCCCCAGGACAGUGAAGGAGUAAAAGAUGGAAUGAUAUAUGUGGUUCAGGCAAGACGACAGAUCUGAUAUUCAUGAGCAUCCUGUAAUCAAUCCCCCAACUUUGUUAUAGCAUCUAUCAAAUUGAACUUCACAAGCUGAUGUAAAGUCAUGAAAUUCUAAUCCAACCAGGAUGACAUGUUACUCCUUGAUUUGUUUUCAGCAUCUUUUAAAUGUAUUCAGUUUUUUGCCAUUUUUAUCAGUAAACAUAUAUAUUGAUUUCCAUAAAUCUAUGGAAUUUGAGAUGAUCA